AUAUAUUUGUUAUAGUUUCACUGUAAGCAGAACAUGACAGUGUUGAUUCCUCUCUCUUCAGGGUUUUGGUUGGUGUGGGCGAUCAUCUUCAUCCUGAGCUGCUGCUGUGUGUGUCACCAUCGCCGCACCAAACAACGUCUGCAGCAACAACAACGGCAGCACGAGAUCAACCUCAUCGCCUACCGCGAAGCACACAACUACCCCUCCGUGCCCUUCUUCUUCAGGUUUCUGCCAAACUACCUCCUGCCUGACUACGAAGAGGUGGUCAACCGGCCCCCGACUCCCCCCCCUCCCUACAGUGCCUUACACACAGGCCCAUCCUCAGUGGCUACUAGCCCCCUGGCUGCUGAUCAGCAGGAGGGACACUGUCCAAACAUCCAGCCCACUCCAGUGCCCCCGGUCUCUGACAGUCUGUGCAGACCCGGGACAGAGGAACCACAGCCCCCCACCUUAGACUUGAGGCCAAAGCCUGACAACAAGCCGCAAGAGUCUGGCGUGAUACCGCUGUCAGAUGGACUCAGGGAGCGACUUAGCAGCCCGGAGAAAAGGAGCGGAGGUGCGGAGGACUGCUGCAAGGACCCCCUGUUGAAGGAGCCGACGGAGGGUCCUGCUGAGGACAAAGAUCGACUCCCCAAUGGACGGAGGAGGCGAUUCACGGGGGACUCCGGGAUUGAGGUGUGUGUGUGCGGCUCACGAGGGAGCAGCGGUUUUAGUGGAGCUGGAGGGACAGGCCAGGAGGGAAAGGAGUUGAGGGAGCUAGAGGGUCUGCUGGGGCAUGAGGGGGUAGAUGAGGAGCAGGGGGGAGAGGAGGAGGAGGAGGAAGAAGAAGAAGAAGAAGAAGAAGAAGAAGAAGAAGAGGCGGGCGACUUCUGCGACAGCUGUGGCAAUCGAGUCUCCUUCAGUGUGGAGGAGGAGCAGGCGCCGGGCGAGUCGGAGAGGCGGGUCGCACCCGGGCCUCCUCAGCCGGCUUACCAAACAAGCGGUGCCGCGCCCCACCCCCCCGUGUGCCUCCUCCUCCUCCACACCAUCAACGAGCAGGAGGGGCCGCACCUCGGCCCCAGCACUGAGCCGCAGGGCUGACACAAACACCUGCAGGUCGGAUGCCGGAGAGGGAAGAGGCUUUUGUAUCUGACGGGUGAUUUAUGUCUAAAUGCUGAGUGUGAGUAUAUGUGUGUAGAUAAAGCAGGUGUGGGAGCGGGAAGUUGAAACUCAACAAAAUAUGACUGAGAGAGUUAAGAAAACCUGCCCCCCCCUCACACUGGAACGGUGGCCUUAACCUGCGUUUUUUUGGGUUACGUUCGGGCAGUUCAAGCCCCUUUAACAAGCCUUGGGCAAAUUGAGACUCCUCACACACACACACACACACACACACACACACACACACACACACACACACACACACACACACACACACACACACACACACACUCCUUCAGUUGACCUUGUCAUGCAACAGAAAGUACUGACACACAGUCAAAGACUUGAAAGCUAAAGCUGUGACGUCAGAAAGGGACAUUCACUGCCCUGGAUUAACGCAGCUCUACAUUUUGGGUGCUUUCAACGUUUCUACCAAGGCGUUUUUCAAGGCAGGAAACUAGGUAGUAAAAAAAAAAGGAACACACACAGCAGGAACAUUUUUUGGUGAGUGCAAUGUGGAUUUGCCACUGUGCGUGCUUAUGCAAACUGAUACUGUACAGGGACGCUAGAACAAGACUGUGUGACGUCCCAUCAGACUUCAGAAGUGCUUUUUUAGCUUUUCAAAAACCGCUCUGCCUUGUGUGUGUUUGUGUUGCUCUCUAUCUGCCCCAGCUAGUCAUAGACAAGUAUAAGUGCAUUUACAAAUGUUCAUGUGAGCAGUUCCUAUUUUGCACAAAGUGUAUGUAUCUUUAUAAAUGAAACUUUAAUGGCUUAAACAAAUCAAAACAGAAAUAACUUUCAGUCUUAAAUUGCAGUUACAUAAUUUAGUGUCUUAGGGUUUUGGUGCAACAUCAAUAAGAAAUGGACCUCUGUGGAUUGUUAGUAGGGAAUGCAACAGACUAACUCUGUACACAAUCACUUAAAAAAACAAAUGGAAUGUUUGUAGUAUGUGCCUACGCUCCCCAAAGAAAAUGCAGAACUUUUAUGGAACAAUGACGGUUUCAAUGAAACUGAGAGACAAUGAGAAAGCAGGUACCAAAAAUAGAAAAUAACAUAUAAAAAGCUUCUUAGAGAUUACAGAUGAGAACGUCAGACCUCAAACUUAGUCACUUCUGUACAUAACCACCUUCACCAGCUAUACAAAUAUUGACACCCUGUACUGGAAUUUCAUAGUAGCACAACCUGAUACAAUUUUGCUGUGGUAUUCAUCCAUUAAACAUCAAUAGCAGCAUCCUGUAGGGUCUGUUGAGUUGGAUUUAAUUAGACUGGUGCAAUUAACCAAAAUAGCUAUAUGAACAGCUAUAUAACUAUAAAUAUGUUUUACUAAUUGAUGACUCUGUCAAUAUAAUGCACUGUGCUGUACAAUCUGAGAGGAAAUGUUCCGUGUAUGUGUAUUUUCCUUUAUUUGUAUACCAUAAUUUAGCCUGUUAAAUGGAAUAAUACCUAUUUGGGGACUUGAAUUAAUGAAUAAAGGAAAAUAAACCAAGUAGCAACAAAUAAGGUAAUAAAAUAAGUUUGGUAGUUGUCCUUUUGUUAUUAUCAAUACCAGUAAACAAGAGGAUAUUAAUUUACUUGGUACAUGUUUUAUGGACCAACAUUACAGUUUAAAAAGCAAUAUUGAUAAUGCUGCAAUGCGAAUAGAAAGCAAAGACCACCGUUGUUCCAUCAUAAGUAUGUUGUAAUGCCUGUAAGAUCAUGAAUGUUUUAAAUCUAAACUUUUAAUCCAGAUUUGACAGAAGUUCUGAUGAUAAAUGGGCCAUGAAAAAUGACACUUGUUGUAACAGGAGCAUGCUAUGUAAACAUUUACAAAAAUAAGUGAAAUUAGACUCUGUCCAUUCCCUGAAGCGAACUGGAACUUGGUGAUGCGACAUGUCAUUGUGUCAUGAUAAUGUAUUUUUUUUUUUACUACUUUGGAGCACCCUGAAAAAUGCACACGUCCCAAUAUUUGCAAAGCACAAAUGUUUCCUUUCACAGAUUUCUAUAUAACGCUAGAUUUUAGGGCCUAAAACAAUCUUAACAAGAGAUCUCUAAACUUCUAGCACAAAUUAAAUUGUGUCGUGAACUUUCUGUAUAAGCAGUAAGAUGAUUGAAUCUUACCCAUGAAUGCCUGAACACUCUAAAGUGCUUUAUAUGUUGGUUCUUUUUCUGAGCUAAAAAGUGAGAUUGUGGGACAUGUAGUACCAAGAAAAAAUAUUUUUCAUAUCGACUGAAAACCUUUCAAAAAAUAAAAAUAUUGGAACUGUAUACAAUUUCAGAACCACUUUAUAUUUGAAAAUAUGUAAAAUAUACCGUAACAUGUUUGUGAACCAAAUAGUUGCUUUCAUAAUUUGUAUGAAAUCCUUAGCUUUAUUGUUAUGGACAGCUUUUCUCAUUAUGGCUAUUAUUUGUUUCUGUUAUGAGAAGAUUUCACUUCUUCAGCUGUGUGAAGGGUACGUUUUGACUAAAAAUACAGUCGAUAAAUGUAAACAAGAUCAGGGGCAUCUUGCCAAAGAAACCUUUUUCUUUCUUAAACCAGUGUGUGUAAGGUGGUUUUGGACGUAUCAUUUCAAUGUUCUGAUCAUAAGCCAUUUAUUACAACCAACAAGAUGGACGUAUGUUAAAUAAAACAUGCCCUUUCAAAUUCAAGCUGACUCUUGUUGUUAAGACUGAGUGAAGCUCUAUUUUUGUGUGUGGAAAACUAAACUUGCACUUCUAAAGACUGAAUAAAAAAAGUAUAACAUGCA
Notothenia coriiceps (black rockcod) is the source of this 3860-nucleotide messenger RNA. Its product is annotated as WW domain binding protein 1 like. The coding region runs from base 34 to 1080 and encodes 348 amino acids. The record is from RefSeq and is a predicted model, not a curated record. The transcript is spliced from 2 exons. Lineage: Eukaryota; Metazoa; Chordata; Actinopteri; Perciformes; Nototheniidae.